CACAAAAACUAUCCCAAAAAAAGAUGUAUGUUACAAGGCAUCUUUCACACUAUAAGAAAGACCCUAAUGCUCUUUCGGGGUCACUCCCUGACCCUGAGGGUCCAAAUUCAGGUUACCUUGUUCUUCAAGAUGAAGCAGCACAAUCAUAUUGUUGUUUUGGUUUGUGGAAGAACAAUUGCAUAAGCCACCUACCUUUUCCUCAGGACAAGAACUUGACAGUUACUUAUAUUGAAGGCCAUGGAGAAGAUGUCACAAUUGAUCUUGACAAGGUUAUUUUCAUUCCAGUUCUUAAUCAAUCAUUGUCUUCCAAUCGCUACUAUGUUAUUCGGAGGAAAGGAAAGCAUCAAGGGGAAGCAUGCACAAGUUCUAAGCAAGAGGACAUGAAAAAUUGUUUAUUUUGCAAGUGUGUCAAAGAUGUUAAACCAAGACCUUUGGAUCCCUUCAACGAAUAUCAGCAAUUUGAGAUAAUUAAAACCCGUUGCGGGUUUUAUGCAAAGCCAGUUGCUGAAGAUGCCUUUCCUCCUCUGUUUUUAAGGAGAAAAAGUUGGAGGCUUUGUGCCAAGACUCCACACAAUUACACUUUGGAUGAAGCUCUUGGCAUAAACCAUUCCUUGCGUGGCCAAUUAUUACCAACAAUAAAUUUCCCAUUAUCUAAUGAUCGUUCUGAUUCAGUGGUAAUUGGGAAGUGGUAUUGCCCAUUUAUGUUUGUGAAGGAAGGAAUGAAACUCAAGGACCAGAUGAAAGGAUCCGUUUUUUAUGAGAUGACACUUGAGCAAAGAUGGGAGAAAAUUUUCUCAAAGAAAAAUAGUAGUAUUGGUAGUGAGGGAAGAAAUGAAGUGUUUGUGGAUGUAGUUGUUGAAACAGAAUUGGCAAUGGUGGAUGGAAAGCAAGCUUUUUGGGAUGAAGGGAAUGUUGAUGAUGGUGUGCUUUGGUUUAAGAGUUUGGAUAAUGUAGGAGGAGGAGUUAGUGUUGGAUUGAGUUUGGUUAUUGUUGAGAGAAUGAAAUGGGAGCAAGAAAGAGGUGGUUGGUUGGGUUUUAAUAAUAAUAAUAAGCAAGUGAGGGUAACUAGAGAAGAGAAAUUUGAAGGGGCUCAGAGGUGGGAAGAUUUUGGGUGCUUUGUACUUGUGGAAAGCUUUGUUUUGAAGAGAAUGGAUGGAAGUGUGGUGGUAACUUAUGAUUUUAGGCACACUCAUCAAAUUAUGUGCAAAUGGGAGUGACUUCUUUGUCAUUUCCUUGGUCUACAAUUAGUAAUUAUUAAAAUAAAACGUUUAGGGUCAAAGUUUGAAAGUUAGAGAUAGUUAUAAUUUGUGUUUUCUUUGUUUUUUGUUUGCUUUGUUAAUUACCGUUGGAAUAAAUGCCUAAGAUUACGUG
Molecule: messenger RNA, 1371 nt
Organism: Arachis stenosperma
Lineage: Eukaryota; Viridiplantae; Streptophyta; Magnoliopsida; Fabales; Fabaceae
Exons: 2
Coding region: 24-1217 (397 amino acids)
Source: RefSeq, a predicted model, not a curated record